AUGGAGAACAUCUCAAUCAUUCAGAUUGUGUCCAUGUUCUCGAUCGGCGCGUACAAUGCCCUCGAAACAGGGAUCGUUGCAUUCGAUACCUUCAAACACUAUCGCAGCCUGUAUUUCUGGAGUAUACAGGUUGCAUCGUGGGGGAUCCUCGUGCAUGCUCUUCCUGCCAUGGCUCGUUUCAUCUCUCAAGCAUCCAACCUCGCAACGUCAAUUCCCUUCAUGAUCGGAUGGUACGCGAUGGCUACCGGCCAAGCCGUGGUACUCUACUCACGUCUGCACCUCGUUGUCUCCAACGUGAGAAUGUUGCGGUGGGUUCUAUGGAUGAUCAUCACCAAUGCCUGCAUCCUGCAUAUCCCAAUGACCGUCCUCUUCUUCGGUCUCAAUAACGGCGACUCACGCUUCACUCGGCCUGCCGUGAUAUUCGAUCGAAUUCAAUUGACAGGCUUUUGCAUACAAGACUUCAUCAUCUGUGGCAUUUACAUAUACGAAGCAAUUCGUGCUUUCAAGAAGAUCAGUACAGUCCGCGGUCGCAACAGCCGCAGCGCAAUCAUCCACUUACUUUGCAACAAUUUUGUGGUCGUAUUCCUGAAUAUCCUACUCCUCCUCGCAGAAUACAAGCUACACUAUAUUCAGGUGAGCUUCAAGACUGUGGUGUACAGCAUUAAGCUGAAGUUGGAGUUUUCUGUGCUCAACCGUCUUAGCUUGCUGGCUCUCCCCUGGCUGUCUUUGUGCUUUGAGUGGUUGCCAUAUUGUCAUCAACAGACGCGCCGGUGA
Messenger RNA from Penicillium soppii, 774 nucleotides. RefSeq lists its product as uncharacterized. The transcript has a single exon. Bases 1 to 774 code for a protein of 257 amino acids. Lineage: Eukaryota; Fungi; Ascomycota; Eurotiomycetes; Eurotiales; Aspergillaceae. The record is from RefSeq and is a predicted model, not a curated record.